Molecule: messenger RNA, 7403 nt
Organism: Meriones unguiculatus (Mongolian gerbil)
Lineage: Eukaryota; Metazoa; Chordata; Mammalia; Rodentia; Muridae
Biological process (GO): proteolysis; DNA integration; virion assembly
Molecular function (GO): aspartic-type endopeptidase activity; zinc ion binding; nucleic acid binding
Source: RefSeq, a predicted model, not a curated record
AUGGGACAAACUAUCACCACCCCCAAAAGUUUAACUUUGCAGCACUUCAAGGAAGUCCGUGACAUCGCCCACAAUCUCUCGGUGGAAGUGCGGAAAGGAAAGUGGGACAUCUUCUGCUCAUCUGAAUGGCCCACCUUUGACGUGGGCUGGCCACGAGAUGGCACCUUUAACCUAGAUAUUAUUUUGCAGGUGAAGGCCAAAGUCAUGAAUCCUGGGCCCCAUGGGCAUCCAGACCAAGUCCCUUAUAUCAUCACGUGGGAAUCUCUGGUCAAGGACCCCCCACCGUGGGUGAAGCCCUUCUUGCCUCCCCCUUGCCCAAAACCCACUCAUUCUGCCCCCCCUCUCCCGCCUCCAUUAGUUCCUACCCCAGUUAACUCCACCCUUUACCCAGUCCUUAUGAAACCUACUCCAGAAAAGGACCCUAGCCACAAGAAGACACCCCCGGAACCAGGGGAGGCAACCGCCAGAGGGGGACCCCAGGGAGAGCCCCCCUCGUCCCCGGUGGCGGGACGCUUAAGGGGAAGACGAGAAGUCACUCCCGACUCCACAUCCCAGGCCCUACCGCUACGGAUGGGGCCUGACAGCCAGCUCCAAUAUUGGCCCUUUUCUGCGUCUGAUUUAUAUAAUUGGAAAAAUAAUAACCCUGCUUUUUCGAAGGAUCCCUGUAGGCUCACUGCAUUGAUCGAGUCUAUUUUAGUGACUCACCAGCCCACCUGGGAUGAUUGCCAACAGCUGCUCCAGACGCUGCUGACCACUGAGGAAAAGCAGCGGGUUGUCAUAGAGGCACGUAAAAAUGUUCCAGGAGACGAUGGACAACCCACCCAGCUGCCACACAGAAUAGAUGCGGCUUUUCCCUUGGAGCGACCGGAUUGGGACUUCUCCACUGAGCGCGGUAGGGAACGCCUACGUCAAUAUCGCCAGUUGCUCAUGGCGGGUCUCCGUGGGGCCGCAAAGCGCCCAACUAAUUUGGCCCAGGUUAAAUUAGUGACUCAAAAGUCUGAAGAAUCUCCCUCUGCCUUCCUAGAACGCCUCAAGGAGGCAUAUCGUGUGUAUACUCCCUACGAUCCAGAUAGUCCGGAUCAGGCAACUAACUUAGCCAUGUCUUUCAUUUGGCAGUCAGCCCCAGAUAUUAGACGGAAGUUAGAAAGACUUGACAAUUUAAGAGAGAAUACAGUGCAGGAUUUGCUGAAGGAGGCAGAGCGGAUUUAUAACAAGAGAGAGACACAGGAAGAAAGGGACGAAAGGCUGAAGAGAGAGGCAGAAGAAAGGGAGAAUGUCAGGGAGCGGAAGAGAAAUAAAGAGUUUAGCAGGUUGUUGGCCACUGUAGUGACAGAACAAAGGCAGAGUAGACAGGACCUGGGAGGCCGUAGGGGUCCCCGACUGGACAAGGAUCAAUGCGCCUACUGCAAGGAAAGAGGGCAUUGGGCCCGAGACUGUUCCAAGAAGCCAAAGGGCCACCAAAAGGGACCUCAAAGACCCAAGCCUCAGACCAAUUUGCUCAAUCUGGAAGACUAGGGGUGUCGGGGUCAGGAGCCUCCCCCUGAACCCAGGAUAACUCUUAACGUGGGGGGGCAGCCUGUCACCUUCCUGGUGGACACCGGAGCCCAACAUUCGGUACUCACCACCUCACCGGGACCCCUAACUGACAAAUCAGCAUGGGUUCAAGGAGCAACCGGAGGAAAGAGGUACCGUUGGACUACCGAGAGGAAGGUACAACUCGCCACCGGUAAGGUAACUCACUCCUUUUUGCACGUCCUUGAUUGUCCCUACCCCCUGCUGGGGAGAGACCUACUUAUGAAACUUAGGGCACAAAUCCACUUUGAGGGGACUAAAGCCCAUAUUACCGGGCCGCAGGGACAGCCCUUGCAUGUGCUAACCAUGCACUUACAAGAUGAGUACCGGCUCCACGAGCCUGAGAAACCUGAGUCGCAGGAUGUGACUAGUUGGCUAGAGAAAUUUCCCCUGGCUUGGGCGGAGACUGGAGGAAUGGGUCUCGCCAUUCACCAACCGCCCUUGGUGAUUGCUCUAAAGGCAUCUGCGACUCCUGUCUCUAUCAAACAAUAUCCAAUGUCACAUGAGGCCUACCAGGGAAUCAGACCCCACAUUCAGAGACUUUUAGAUCAGGGCAUAUUGGUACCGUGCCAAUCUCCUUGGAAUAAGCCUCUCCUUCCAGUCAAAAAGCCAGGAACAGGAGAUUAUCGCCCAGUACAGGACUUAAGGGAAGUCAACAAAAGAGUGGAGGACAUACACCCCACAGUCCCCAACCCAUACAAUCUGUUGACUGGGCUUCCCCCGAGAUAUGUUUGGUAUACAGUCCUGGACCUCAAGGAUGCUUUCUUCUGUUUGAGGCUCCACCCAAAGAGCCAAUCUCUUUUUGCCUUUGAGUGGAAGGAUCCAGAGCUGGGAAUAUCGGGCCAGCUUACUUGGACAAGAUUACCACAGGGGUUCAAAAACAGCCCCACCCUUUUCGAUGAAGCUCUACACCGGGACUUGGCUGACUUCAGGGUCCAUCACCCUACCCUAAUUUUACUCCAGUAUGUGGAUGACCUCCUCCUGGCUGCAGAAACUGAGAAAGAAUGUAAGGAGGGAACAGAGGCCCUUUUGAGAACUUUAGAAAUUCUAGGAUACAGGGCCUCAGCCAAAAAGGCCCAGAUUUGCCAAAGACAAGUUACUUAUUUGGGAUACCAGAUCAAAAAUGGGCAAAGGUGGCUGACCGAGGCACGGAAACAGACAAUUUUGGGAAUUCCAGAACCCAAAAAUCCGAGGCAGUUAAGAGAGUUCCUAGGUACGGCGGGGUUUUGCCGCCUCUGGAUCCCGGGGUUUGCAGAGAUGGCCGCACCACUCUACCCCCUUACCAAACAAGGGACUCUCUUCACUUGGGGGGAUGAACAACAGAGGGCCUACGCAUCAAUAAAAGAGGCCCUGCUAACUUCCCCUGCAUUAGGAUUGCCGGAUUUAAACAAGCCCUUUGAGUUGUUCAUGGACGAGAGACAAGGGUAUGCUAGAGGAGUCCUAACUCAAAAACUUGGACCUUGGAGGCGUCCGGUUGCCUACCUGUCUAAGAAACUCGACCCAGUGGCCUCAGGUUGGCCCCCUUGCCUACGGAUGGUGGCUGUGAUCGCCCUCUUGCUCAAGGACUCUGGCAAACUGACUAUGGGGCAGCCGGUAACUAUCCUGGCUCCACAUGCGGUUGAGGCCCUGGUAAAACAACCUCCGGGCCGAUGGCUCUCUAAUGCCCGCAUGACUCAUUACCAGGCUCUGUUACUAGACACUGAGAGAGUGCAAUUUGGUCCUGUGGUAGCCCUCAACCCAGCAACGCUGCUUCCCCUACCAGAAGGUCCAGAAGUUCAUGAUUGUCUCCAGAUACUUACAGAGGUACAUGGCACCCGACCUGACCUAACUGACCAACCCCUUUCGGAGGCUGACUUUACCUGGUUCACCGACGGGAGCAGUUUCCUGGACAACGGAGAGCGGAGAGCAGGGGCUGCGGUCACCACCGAAACUGAGGUAAUUUGGGCCAAGGCCCUACCACCUGGAACCUCAGCGCAACGGGCCGAACUCAUCGCCCUGACCCAAGCCCUCCGAAUGGCGGAAGGUAAGAAGCUAAAUGUCUAUACAGACAGCCGUUAUGCCUUUGCUACUGCUCAUAUCCAUGGAGAAAUAUAUCGAAGAAGGGGACUGCUUACCUCCGAAGGGAAAGAGAUUAAAAAUAAGACGGAGAUAUUGGCCUUGUUAGAGGCUUUGUUCUUACCCUCGAGGCUGAGCAUUAUUCAUUGCCCAGGUCACCAAAAGGGGGACAGCUUGGAAGCCAGGGGCAACCGCUUGGUGGACAUGACAGCCAGGGAAGUAGCGAUGCAAGGAAAUUCAGAGGCUCCCCGCCUCAUGGCCAUAGAUCUGGCCAUGGCAGAGGCCCACUCCAUCCAAAAACCCUCCUUCCAUUUCCAUUAUACUGAGGAGGACCAAAACCUCCUCAAAGGAAUGGGGGCCGCAUACAACCCCACAACAAGACUCUGGACUUUCAACGAGCGACCUGUGUGGCCCCUACAACAGACCCGGGACCUGAUCAAGUAUCUCCAUCAACUGACCCAUCUUAGCUCCAAAAAGAUGAAAACCCUCCUGGACAGAGAGGAAAACACCCACUAUCUGCUAGGUAAAGAUAAAAUCCUACAAGAAGUAGCUGAAGAAUGCACGGCAUGUGCCCGAGUCAAUGCAAGCCGUAACAAGAUCGGUGCGGGGGUCAGGGUCCGAGGACACCGCCCUGGCACUCAUUGGGAGAUAGACUUCACCGAGGUGAAACCUGGACUCUAUGGGUACCGGUACUUACUGGUAUUUAUAGACACUUUUUCUGGGUGGGCAGAAGCCUACCCUACUAAACAUGAGACUGCCAGAGUUGUCACCAAGAAACUUUUAGAAGAAAUCUUCCCUAGGUAUGGAAUGCCGCAAGUACUGGGCUCUGACAACGGGCCUGCCUUCGUCUCCCAGGUAAGUCAGUCAGUGGCCACAUUGUUGGGGAAUGAUUGGAAAUUACAUUGUGCAUACCGCCCCCAGAGCUCAGGGCAGGUAGAACAUAUGAAUAGAACUAUUAAGGAGACUUUAACCAAAUUAACGCUUGCAACUGGUGCUAAGGACUGGGCAUCCCUCCUUCCCCUAGCGUUGUAUAGGGCUCGAAACACUCCGGCCCAUGGGCUCACUCCUUUUGAGAUCUUGUAUGGCGCCCCGCCACCAGCUGCCCAUUUCUUUGACUCUGGAAUAGCCUCCUUUGCUGAUACCCCCUCUCUUCAAGCUCAUUUGCAGGCUCUACAGCUUGUGCAACGGGAGGUUUGGAAGCCUCUGGCGGCCCCGUAUCGACAGCAGCUAAGUCAACCUGCGGUCCCGCACAAAUUCCAGAUUGGAGACGUGGUUUGGGUACGGCGACACCAGACAAGGAACCUGGAACCACGCUGGAAAGGACCUUACACUGUUCUGCUGACGACACCCACAGCUCUGAAAGUAGACGACAUCGCCGCCUGGGUCCACGCCUCCCACAUCAAGGCCGCCUCCCCUGAGCAGCCGCCUGACGCCUCGGACUCGGGAACCCGAUGGAAACUCCACCGCACUCAAAAUCCUCUCAAGAUAAGACUGACUCGGGGGGGGGGGAACCCUAAUAGUCUUGCCUCUUACCCUGAUUCCCAGGUUGGAGCCCAACCCCACUGGCCCAGUCUGGAGGUAGAUCUCUGUGCUCUUGCUCUAGGGGCCAGCCCCGACUGGGGAACCCCCGAGGUCGUGUACACUCCGGGGUCAAGCGCCCCCCAGCUAGAGGGCCGUCGCCCCAUAGUUCCGGGCUGUCGCAACGGGAUUGAGAGAGCAGACCUACAUGGUCAGGCAGGGAUCUAUGUCUGUCCGGGAAGUCAUAGGAACAAAAACCUCAACUAUAAAUGUGGGUGGUCAAAUGACUACUUUUGUGCCUCUUGGUCCUGUGAAACUACGGGAGACACCUACUGGGCUCCCUCCUCCAAUUGGGAUUAUAUAACUGUUAAGAGAAAAGAUCGCCAGCCAGGGGCGACCCCCAAUUAUAUCCCAGAUCAAUUAAAGACAAAAUGUGCCACCAGUAGCACUACAAAGGGGUGGUGUAAUCCCCUGCUCAUUCAGUUCACUGAGCAGGGAAAGAAAGCGCCCUGGAUAACUAGCACCAGGGGUUUUGAAUGGGGCAUCAGGCUUUAUAUGCACGGAUGGGAUAUGGGCCUUACCUUUAAACUCAAACUUAAAAAGACCUCACCCACAACUGCCUCUGUGGGACCCAACCCAGUCUUACAGGAGCCCUCUCUACCACGACCUCCACCCCGGCCAACAUCACCCCCAAGUACUUUCGUUUCUUCCCCCAGCUCCGCUCGGUUAAUUACAGGCCCCACGAUGCAACCUCAGCGACCUGGGUCAGGAGGUAGGCUCCUCGAUUUAAUAGCAGGAGCCUACCAGGUGCUAAACCGCUCCGAUCCCCACCUGACUCAAGAAUGUUGGUUAUGCCUGGUUUCUACCCCACCCUAUUAUGAGGGAUUAGCUAUAAUGGGCAAUUUCUCUAAUCAUACCACACCGCCAGCAACUUGCUAUCCCUCUGUGCAGCAUAAGCUAACCCUGUCAGAGGUAUCCGGGCAAGGACUUUGUGUAGGGACCAUACCCGCUGCCAGUCAGCCACUUUGUAAUUCCACUGUCCCUCUUACCUCAGGAAGUUAUUACCUGGCUGCCCCCAAUAAUACCUUGUGGGCCUGCAACACUGGCCUGACCCCUUGUAUAUCAGCCCAAGGCUGGAAUGAUAGUUCUGAAUUUUGUAUUUUAAUCGAACUAUGGCCUAAAAUAGUUUACCAUGAACCAGAAGAAGUUUAUAGGCACUUUGAAAAAGGGACUCGAUACCCUAGAGAACCUUUGUCUCUAACCCUGGCAAUAAUGCUGGGGGGACUAACGGUUGGGGGCAUAGCCGCAGGGAUUGGGACUGGGGCCACCGCCCUAUCAGCGACCCAUCAGUUCCUACAACUUCAACAAGCUAUGCAUGCCGAUCUACAGGCGUUAGAAGAAUCAGUAAGUGCCUUGGAGAAAUCCUUGACCUCACUGUCUGAGGUAGUUCUACAGAACCGUAGAGGGCUAGAUAUCCUCUUUUUGCAAGAGGGAGGACUAUGUGCGGCUCUAAAAGAGGAGUGCUGUUUCUAUGCCGAUCACACCGGACUAGUCAGAGACAAUAUGGCCAAACUUAGAGAGAGACUUAAUCAGAGAGAAAAGCUCUUCAAUGAAAGACAAAGUUGGUAUGAAAGCUGGUUCAAUAAGGCCCCCUGGUUCACCACUCUUGUUUCCUCUCUCAUGGGCCCCUUAAUUAUAAUUCUUUUAAUUCUACUUUUCGGGCCUUGCAUUCUAAAUAGGUUAGUUCAGUUUAUGAAGGACCGGCUCUCCGUCAUACAGACGUUAGUGCUAACCCAGCAGUAUCAUCAACUCAAGCAGCUGGAGACGGAGAUUGACUCUCCCUAGACCCGCAGAAUGAAGGAUUCCAUUCUAAGCUAGAAGAAAAAUGGGGGAAUGAAAGAAUAAAGUCCUAGCAUAAUACGUGACCCUGCUCACAAUCUGCCUUCCCGCCUUCCCGGUUCCGAAUACGUGACCCUGCUCACAAUCUGCCUUCCCGCCUUCCCUGUUCUGGGUACGUGACUUAACUACGGCUUUGUUCAAACCACCCAAUCAGACCCCUGUAACUAUGCUUCUCGCUUCUGUAACCGCGCUUCCUGCUCCCGAGCCCUAUAAAAACCUGUCACCCCAACCGAGAGGCGCGCAAGUCUUCCGAGAGACUUUGUCGCCCCGGGUACCCGUGUACUCAAUAAAACCUCUUGCUGGUUGCAUCCGAACAACUGGACUCGUUGAUCUUUGGGUACGGGGUCUCCCUGACGGAA